Messenger RNA from Sclerotinia borealis F-4128, 2025 nucleotides. The record is from the annotation of a GenBank genome assembly. NCBI's taxonomy places the organism in Eukaryota, Fungi, Ascomycota, Leotiomycetes, Helotiales, Sclerotiniaceae.
AUGAUUGUCGAUUUGACAAGUCCAACUCCAAGUCCGGAGCCAGAGCUGCCAAAGGCUCGCGCCAAAGUUGCUCCUAAAGUUGCCUCCAAACUUCCUUCCAAAGAUACACAUCCAAAAAUUUCCAGACCACCCACAGUGCAGCUAUUCGACUAUAGUUUUGCCAAUUUCGACAAUGCGACAAACGCCAGAACAGUCGAGCCGGCACUAAGUCCGUUGAGAAAUUCCAGCCAAAUCAAACCCUCUAAGACCAUCAAGCUUGAUGAUGGCAAUGAGAUUCAAUUAUGGUCCGAUGACUUUGACACUAUACUAGGUUCUGUAUUGAAUAGCACACCUGCGAAGCGGAAUGCUGGGUUAUCGAAGAAGUAUGUUGGGGGUAACAUUCCUUUCCAUUUAACAAGUUCAGACGAUCCCUUUACUUCUUCUCCACCUGCGAAACGGCGGAACGCAUCACCCCCAAAAGAUAAAGUCCCUAGAGCAGCAGGCGGAUAUAAGCGCACCGUUUCCAAUAUCGAUUCCGUCGCAACGAGUAAUAUAAGACCAUACAAAUAUAGUUUAAAUAGGUCGAAGUCUAUGGGCGCAGAUCCUAUAGUGUUUACAAGCUCGCCGGAUGUGUCUGCGGUACGAUCGAUGAAGGGGAAGGGUAAAACAUCCAUUAGCCGAAAUGAUGAUGAAAAAGACGAAGACGAGGUGGAGAUACCACGGAAGAAGGCCAACAAGGCAGAUCCUGUAGAUCUCGAUGAUACGGACGAAGACUUUCCAUCCAUUGAAAAUCUAAAAUCUUGGGCUUCACCACCCAAGAAAGCAAAGAAGCUUGAAGAUUCGAUGGCCCAUUAUUACAACGAUGAUGAUGAUGAUGAUAAAGCUCUUGAGAAGAAGAAGCGAGAAAAGCUUGAAAACGCCAAAGACAAAGCUUUGAGGGCAUCAGAAAAGAAGGCAGCAAAGGAUGCCGAAAAGGAGCAAAAGCGUAUCGACAAAGAGUAUGCUAAGGCAGAGAAGGAAAGAGAGAAGGAAAAGGCAAAGGAUCUGGCUAAAGCCAAUAUUGAUCGCACCAAGGCUGAUAUCUCGGCCCCAGAAAUGAUCGUCGAUUUGCCUUCAUGUAUUCAGGAAAAAAGUAACUUGGCCUUGAGAACUCGAAUCAACAUUCUACUUGGGGAAUUGAAUGUCCAGCGGUCUCAAUGGGAAAACUCAGACCUAGUCAUUAAGUGGCGUCGAAAGAUUAUUUCGGAAUACAGCGUAGAAAGUGAUAUGUGGGAACCCAAACCACUGCAGAUCAAGGAUGAACAGCAUAUUCUAUGUGUCUUACCAGCCAAGAAAUUCGUUGAUAUGGUUUUAGGGAGAGGAGAUGUGAAUCUAGAUACUCAAGUUUCUAUCCUCAAAUCACAAUUCGAACCUUGCAAGCUUGUAUAUCUCAUCGAGGGCCUCACAGCAUGGCAAAACAAAAAUCGGAAUAUUAAAGACCGACAAUACAAAGCCGCAGUUAGAAGUCGUAUCCCGGAGGACGAAGCGGCUAGUACCAGCAGCCAGAGAAGAAGAGCACCAAAAGCCGAUGAAUACGUUGAAAAUGCAGAUAAUUCAAUCGAGGACGCUUUGCUCAACUUGGAAGUCCUUCAUAAAGUAAAUUAUUGGCUCACGGCCAAUGCACAAGAUACUGCAAAAUGGGUCUGUCAAUUCACCAAACAUAUCGCCACGAUCCCGUAUCUAGCUCAACGCGAAGCUCUCGGUUUGAAUUUUUGCAUGGCGAACGGCCAAUUCAAAGGCGGAAAGGACGCUACCGAUACUUAUAUCAAAAUGUUGGAGGAAAUCCAUCAAGUCACGGAAAAAGUGGCAGAAGGUAUAGCAGCUGAAUUCCCUACGCCUCAAGCGCUUCUAGAGGGAUUUAAGGAAGGCGGUCCGUCGGCAUUAGAAGGGUGUCGAAAAAUGGGGAAUAAGAAUGGGGGGUUGGCAGAUACGAGGAUCGGGAAAUCCAUUAGUCGGAGGGUGCACAAGAUUUUCACAGAAGAGAAUCCCGAGAGUUUGUAUGUUUAG